CUCAAAAGACAAAACUAAAGCCAUAUUUUUUGGCUCACAUGUGAAUUUAGUUUGUUUACGUUUCGUUUAAAUUGAGAGGACUACUAAGUAAUAUGUUGAGAGUGACCCAAACCAAGAACAGCCUUCUCGAUGGAGCCUCCAUAGCGGAGGAGCUCUACACAACGCCGAAGGACGGCGAUGAUUUUUUUGAGAGUCUGUCCAAGCCGGCAAAGGAGCCCACUAAACUGGCGCCCAGGAACACCUUUAUUCGGGCCGGGGUUUUGACCACUGUGAGGGGCUCCGCGUACAUGGAGUAUGGAAACACCAAGGUACUUGCCAUUGUGGCUCCCCCCAAGGAGUUAAUCCGCGCCAGCGCCCGCCGGAUGAACAUGGGCGUGCUCAGUUGUUAUGUGAACUUUGCGGCCUUUGCAACGGGGGAUCUGGAAUCGGUGGCGGAACGCGAACGACACUUAGGCAGCAUGCUGACCAAGGCCUUGGAGCCAGUUGUUUGCCGAACGGAGUUCCUCAACUUUCAGCUGGACAUACGGGUGCUGAUCCUAGACGAUGAUGGCUGUCUGCUUAGCACGGCCAUCAACUGCUGCGGCGUGGCCCUGGUGGAGUGCGGAAUUUCCACAUACGAUCUGAUAACGGCCUCCACGGCUUGUAUCUUUCGGGAUCACGUCUUCCUUAAUCCCAGUGCCAAGGUAGAGGAGCUGUUGUGGAAGCAUCGCGGCAAUAGCGGCACCAGUGAAACCUCCACGCCCCCGUCUGUCCAAGAGCACGGUCUGAUCAUCACCGCCAGCAUGGACACCUUUGAACAGAUCGCCCAGUGUCAACAGUGCGGAUAUCUGAGUCCUGAGACCUAUGUUAAACUGCUGGACUACACGCUAGCCAUUAACAAGUCGCUGCGACAGCUGGUCAGAGGUGUCCUGACCAAGCGGGUCAAGGAGCAGCACGAACUGGACCUGCGCGAGAAGGCCGAGAGCGCCCUGGAGGAUCAGCGGUUGGAGGAGAUCAUCGAGAAGCUAAAGACGCAAGGACUGGACGAGUUUAUCCAGUCCAACAUUAAGGAAGAUCCUUAUGUUAAGAGGAAUUAGCUAAUAAAAUUUCGAUUUUGUUCGUA
Messenger RNA from Drosophila elegans, 1102 nucleotides. RefSeq names its product exosome complex component MTR3 (gene Mtr3). The transcript has 2 exons. The record is from RefSeq and is a predicted model, not a curated record. Bases 93 to 1076 code for a protein of 327 amino acids. Gene Ontology annotation, cellular component: nucleolus; nuclear exosome (RNase complex); cytoplasmic exosome (RNase complex). Gene Ontology annotation, biological process: nuclear mRNA surveillance; rRNA catabolic process; U4 snRNA 3'-end processing. Lineage: Eukaryota; Metazoa; Arthropoda; Insecta; Diptera; Drosophilidae.